This is a messenger RNA of Onthophagus taurus, 1021 nucleotides long. Its product is annotated as ribonuclease P protein subunit p20. Gene Ontology annotation, cellular component: nucleolar ribonuclease P complex; ribonuclease MRP complex; nucleus. Gene Ontology annotation, molecular function: nucleic acid binding. NCBI's taxonomy places the organism in Eukaryota, Metazoa, Arthropoda, Insecta, Coleoptera, Scarabaeidae. The record is from RefSeq and is a predicted model, not a curated record. Gene Ontology annotation, biological process: tRNA 5'-leader removal.
CGACGUUUUAUAGUACGACGACGCAGGAAAUAGUAGAAACGGUGGUGAAAAAAAUCAAAAAAAGAAAUUUGAACGUCCUAAUCAUAAUUUUAAGAAAAGGCAGUUUUUGGAUAAACCCGAAUUAGCCGAAAACGUAAUUUAUGUAAACACAAAAUCCAACAUUAAUGCAAUCAAAUCAAAAUGUGAAAAAUUGAUGAGAUCCAAUGAAAAAGAAAUUGUAAUUUAUUCAUUGGGGGCGGCAAAUCAACGUGGAAUAGUUUUAGCACUCCAGUUAAGUGAUUAUUUUUUAUCCUACGAUGUUUCUGUUAACACUUUAACCACCGAAAUAAUAGACGAUUUAGAACCAGCGGCGGACGAUGUUGAUUACGAGAUUCAAAAACGUAACAAUUCCGCUUUAAGAAUACGUUUAAUACAUAAAAACCCCCCAGAGUUAUCCGCACAACAAUCUUAAUAACUUCAAAAUGUAUUUUACCUUGGACGAAAUCGUUCGUUGGUUGGGUUUGACGGUUUUUGAAAUCUGGGUCAACUUAAUAUCAAUUUUAGCUUUCACUGUGGUGUUUGCGUUAAAAUACGAUCCAACUGCGGACAUUUACAGCAAUAAUUGGUGGAUGAUUUUUUUCCCUUUGUUUGCGGGGGAUGCGUUUAAUGCUUAUUUUUGUGUCAUCGUUUUUAUACGGAUGCAAUUAGAGGCGGCUAUUAAACUGGCGAUGUUAAGGAUGUGUUGGUCCGCUACGUUUCUUUCGAUGACGUUUACUUUUAAAUUAUUGUUGUAUAAAAAGUUAUUGGGACAAAUACAUUUGGAUUAUUCGGAAGUUUUCGCUCCCGUUUUUAUUUUGUUGCAAUUAAUUGCUGUAAGAGCUUGUCAACAGAAUUAAAAUAAAUAAGAUAUGAUUGUAAUAGGUUAUGUUUAGAAUGUUUUUUUUUGUAUUGAUAAAUUUAAAUAAAUACUAUGUUUCAGUAAUUAAUUAGCCCAAGUAGAAGUAGUUAUUAAUAAUCUUCAACAAAGAUUCAAGCAAAGGGA